AAUUAUAUAUAUAUAUACACACGAUGGAGAUGGGCCGUGACCGUUGCUUGAUUAUCACAAGCCGUUGUUGGAUCGUGGAAUGAAUCCUUAAUAUAAAUUAUACAUUUGGGCUGUUGCUUACUAUCGAAUUGUAUCGCGGCCCAUUACUAAAGGACGUUGGAUCGUAUAGUUAUUACAGCCCACGCAGUCCGCGAGGCCCUAUAUAUAAGCGUUGUUAAGCUCCUUCCUGUACUUUCUUCACUCCAUUUCCAUAGAUUCAAGAAAAAGAAAACCCCGCCUUCUUCUCUAGGGUUUAGUAUUCUCCUCUCCGCUUCAUUCAUUCCAGCUCUGGCGCUAGGGUUACUCAGAGCCCCAAGGAGAGAGCUCGAUGGUUUCGCCGCAGCAGUUCCUCGCUAUCAUCGAAGCGGCCCUUCUAGGCCCCUCACCUCCGAGCCCAGCGCAGCGGAUCGAGCUCUUGCACGCCGUCCGUUCCUCCCUCCCAAUGCUCCAGAACCUCCUUGUCUAUCCGGGCCCGAAGGCAUCUGAUCGUGCUCAGGUUCAGUCCAUGGAAGUCAGGCUUCCGGAUUCUCCUCCUAUUUCUCUUGACAACAUGGAUGUUCAGAUAGCUCUGAAGCUGAGUGAUGAACUCAAUCUCAAUGAAGUCGAAUGCGUUCAGUUGCUUGUUUCUGCUAAUAAAGAGUGGGUUCUCUUGGGCCGAGAACCUUUGGAGAUUUUUCGGCUUGCUGCUGGACUAUGGUAUGCUGAGAGAAGAGAUUUGAUAACCUCUCUUUACACUCUCCUACGGGCGGUUGUUCUGGACCAGGGUCUAGAGACUGAUCUUUUGUCAGAUGUUCAGAAGUACCUUGAGGAACUAUUUAAUUCUGGACUUAGACAGCGCCUACUUCUUCUCAUAAAGGAACUUAAUAGGGAAGAACCCUCCGGUUGGGGUGGCCCAAAUUGUGAACGCUAUAUGCUUGAUUUCAGAGGGGCUAUUGUCCAUCGUCAAGAUGUUGUUUCCCGUGAAAGAUUAACUCUCAGUCAUUGCCUCGUUCUAUCUGUACUUAUUACCCGGAUCGGCUCAAAAGAUGUAAAAGAUGUUUUCGCAAUUCUGAAGGAUUGUGCAGCUGAACUUAAUAAUGGUGGUGACACAGUAAUGCAGUUUCAGAUAAUAUUCAGCCUUGUAUUUACUCUUGUUAUCGCCUUUACAUCGGACGCUUUGAGUGUGGUCACUGAUAAAGCUUCUGUACUGUCUAACGAUGCUUCCUUCAGACAUGAAUUCCACGAAAUAGUUAUGGCUACUGGGACUAAUCCAAACGUGGAGGGGUUUGUUGAUGUUAUAAGACUUGCAUGGACUGUGCAUCUUAUAUUGACUCAAGAUUGUGGUUUUGUAAAGGAGAGCACUUCUUCCUCAGGGGAGUUGGCAAAUAUCUAUUCAUGCCUUGAACUUGCCUGCUCCAACAAUGUUUUUCAAUUUUUACUCACCAGAAUUCUUUGGACUGCUGCUUACCAGAAUGAGGAUGAGGAUAUGUCGUACAUGUAUAAUGGGUACUUGCAUAAGCUGAUGAUGUGCUUUCUUUCUCACCCAAUUACCAAAGACAAGGUGAAAGAAAUGAAAGAGAAAGCUAUGAAUGUCCUUAGCCCAUACAUCUUGGUGGGACCAGAUGACUUCAGGGAUGACAAUGGUUUUGGUUCACAGCAGCAUGCUCAGAUGAAUAAUCAGCCUUUUGUUUCUCUUUUGGAACUUGUUAGUGAAAUUUAUCAGAAAGAACCUGAACUAUUGUCCGGCAAUGAAGAUUUGUGGGCAUUUAUCAAGUUUGCCGGAGAGGAUCAUACUAGCAUACAAACUCUUGUGGCUUUCCUGAGGAUGCUUGGUACAUUGGCUUCUAACGAGGAAGGUGCUUCGAAAGUUUUCGAGUUGCUUCAGAGUAAAAUGUUCCGCACUGUUGGCUGGAGUACCUUGUUUGAGUGUUUAUCUAUCUAUGAGGAGAGAUUCAAGCUGUCGCUCCAAGCUUCUGGAAGCUUGUUGCCUGAUUUUCAGGAGGGAGAUGCACAAGCACUUGUUGCCUACUUGAAUGUUCUUCAAAAGGUUGUAGAAAACGGAAAUCCUAUUGAAAGGAAGAAGUGGUUUCCGGAUAUUGAACCUCUAUUCAAGCUUCUUGGUUAUGAAAAUGUGCCUCCAUAUUUGAAGGGUGCACUACGAAAUGCUAUUGCUACUUUCAUCCGAGUGUCUCCUGUACUUAAAGAUGCAAUCUGGAGCUAUCUUGAACAAUAUGAUUUACCAGUGGUUAUUGGCCCUUCUCUUGGGAAUGGUGCCCAACUUAUAUCUUCACAGGUUUAUGACAUGAGAUUUGAAUUAAAUGAAGUUGAAGCAAGGAAGGAAAGAUAUCCAUCUACUAUAUCCUUUCUCAAUUUGUUAAAUGCUCUUAUUGCUGAAGAAAGGGAUGUGAGCGAUAGAGGUCGUAGGUUUUUGGGGAUCUUUAGGUUUGUCUAUGAUCAUGUAUUUGGGCCUUUUCCUCAGAGAGCAUAUGCAGAUCCAUGCGAGAAGUGGCAAUUAGUUAUCUCUUGCCUCCAGCACUUCAAGAUGGUUCUGAGCAUCUAUGAUAUCAAUGAGGAAGACAUUGGUAACUCUGUUGGUCUAUCCCAAUUGGGUUCUGCAGUUCAUGCUUCAUCUGACAUCCAACUUCCUGUAGUUGAACUGAUGAAAGAUUUUAUGAGUGGUAAAAUUGUGUUCAUGAACAUUAUGAGCAUCCUUCAACUGGGGGUGAAUGCGAUCAUCAAUGACCGGACUAGUCAAACAUACGGGCAGCAUUUAGAAAAAGCUGUUCUACUAUCUUUGGAAAUUAUACUUUUGGUAUUGGAGAGGGACUUAUUUCUUGCUGAUUCAUGGCGCCCAUUGUACCAGCCAUUGGAUGUUAUCCUAUCUCAAGACCCGAACCAAAUUGUUGCACUGUUGGAGUAUGUGAGAUACAGUUUUCUACCACAAAUCCAGCUGUGUUCAAUAAGAAUCACAAAUAUCCUUAGUUCUAGAAUUGCUGGACUUGUGCAGUUGUUACUGAAAUCAAAUGCAGCAAAUGUCCUUAUUGCAGAUUUUGCCUCAUGUCUUGAGUUACGUUUUGAGGAGUGCCAGGUCAUAGAGAAUACAAAAGAGGAUCCUGGUGUUCUAAUAUUGCAGCUCUUGAUUGAUAAUAUUAGUCGUCCUGCACCAAAUAUUACACAUUUGCUGCUCAAAUUUGAAGUAAAUGGUCCGGUAGAAAGGACUGUGUUGCAACCAAAAGUUCAUUACAGUUGCUUGAAGGUUAUCCUUGAUAAUUUGGAAAGGCUAUCGAAACCAGAUAUAAAUGCCUUACUAUAUGAGUUUAGUUUCCAGCUUCUUUACGAAUUAUGUUUGGAACCAUUGACCUCUGUUCCUAUAAUGGAUCUUUUGAGUACAAAGAAGUACCAAUUUUUUUCAGAGCACUUGGAGACAAUUGGAGUUGCUCCACUGCCUAAAAGGACUAACAAUCAGGCUCUUCGUAUCAGUACUCUGCAUCAGAGGGCGUGGUUGCUAAAACUUAUAGCGUUGGAAUUGCACUUAGGUGAUGUGGCAACAACCACCCAUCAGGGAACAUGCAUAGCCAUUCUUUCUCAUCUUUUUGCUCAGUGCAAUAUUGGUAUUUCUGGAGAUUCAAAUGUGUCUCAAUUCUUUGAAUCUGAUGCUGGUUAUGUUGGGGCGAGAACUAUGAAUAAAUGCAAGGUGCUUGAAUUGCUUGAGGUUGUCCAAUUUAAAUCUCCUGAUGUUACGUUAAAGUUUCCUCAGCCGAUGUUGAAGUUUAAAUAUGAACCCCAGGUGGAAGAUCUACUUAAAAAUCCAGCAACAUCCGACAUUGGUGGUAUCUAUUAUUAUUCUGAGCGUGGUGACCGACUGAUUGACCUGGAUGCUUUCCAUGAAAAACUUUGGCAGAUCUGUAAUGUUCUCAAUCCGCAACUGGUCUCCUUUAAUGAGGUUGAGAAGGGUGAAUUAAGAGAAUCCAUCCAGCAGUUGUUGAGAUGGGGGUGGAGAUACAACAAGAAUCUUGAAGAACAAGCAGCCCAACUUCAUAUGCUAACUGGUUGGACUCAGAUUGUGGAGAUCUCCAUAUCUAGAAGAAUGUCACUUCUUGAAAAUCGUUCUCAAAUAUUGUUUGAGUUGCUAGAUGCAUCGCUUAGUGCUGCAGCUUCGCCUGAUUGUUCUUUGAAAAUGGCCUUGAUAUUCAGCCAUGCGGGACUCACAUGCAUGGCUAAGCUGCAAGAUGAAAGAUUUUUAUGCCCAGGAGGCCUGGAUUCUGACAAUGUGACAUGCCUAGAUAUUUUAUUAGCGAAGCAGCUAUCAAAUGGAGCUUGCCAUUCUAUAUUAUUUAAGCUUAUAAUGUGUGUUCUAAGGAAUGAAUCAUCUGAAGUACUACGAAGGCGCCAAUAUGCAUUACUUUUAAAUUAUUUUCAGUAUUGCCGUAGCAUUCUUGAUCCAGAUGUGCCUGCAUCAAUAUUGCACUUCAUGAUUCAUGAAGAACAAGAUGGAGAUGAUGACUUGAGUCUUCGCAAGAUUGAUAGAGAACAUGCUGAACUGUCAAGGGCAAAUUUUUCGUUGUUGAGGAAAGAGGCUCACAUGCUAUUUGAUGUGGUGACAAAGGAUGCAUUGCAAGGCUGUGAAGUUGGACGGGCAAUAUCAUUUUAUGUUUUAGAUGCAUUUGUCAGUAUUGAUCAAGAUAAGUUCUUCCUGAGCCAGCUUCAGAGUAGAGGAAUUCUCAGAUCGUGCUUAAUAGAUAUCUGUAAUUUUUCUCGUAAGGAUGGCUGGUGUUCUGUACAAUCAUUCCAGAGAUUGAGCACUUUAGAAGCUGAGCUAGGAUUGAUGUUAAGAAUAAGCCACAAGUAUGGAAAAGUUGGUGCUCAGAUUCUGCUAUCAAUGGGUGUAUUAGAACAUCUGGCAUCAUGCAGGGCUGUUGACAUGCAAAUAAAGCGAGGUGGCAAUCAAGUUGGGAGAGAUCCAAUCGGAAUUGACAAGCAGCAGUUGCUUGUGGCUCCAAUAUUGAGAGUGGUCUCAAGCUUAACAUCAUUGGUGGAUUCAUCUGAUUUAUUAGAGGUUAAGAAUAAAAUCGUUCGUGAUAUUAUUGAUUUUGUCAAGAGACACCAGUCACUCUUUGAUCAAAUUAUAAGAGAGGAUUUAUCAAGAUCUGAUACAAAACAUUUGGAAUGCGUCAGUCUUGUGGUUUCUAUACUCUGCAAGGUUUGGCCAUAUGAAGAAAAUGAUGAGUAUGGCUUUGUUCAAGAGCUAUUUGGUAUGAUGAAGUUUCUCUUUUGUCUAGAUUUUGAGGCGUCCUGGUUAGUCCAACCAUCAGAGUCCCGAGAGAACCGGAAGAGCUCUGAAUUGAUCAUCUUUCAGCUUUGCUUUAGCUUGAGCUCUUACCUUUACUUUUUGAUCACAAAAAAGGGCCUGAGGUUGCAGAUUAUGGAAAGUUCUGGUGAACUUGGUGUAUCUGGAAGUCAGCAGCAACCGACAUUAUUCUUACUUACCAGCCUUCUUAAUUCAGUGAAUGUUGCUCUGGAAAAAGCUGGGGAAGAGAGAUUUAUGUUGCUUAAUAAGAUUCAAAAUAUCAAUGAACUGUCAAGGCAGGAAGUUGACGAAAUCAUCAGUAUAUGCAUGAGACAAGAUUGUAUCACUCCAUCUGACAACAUUCGAAAAAGGAGGUACAUUGCAAUGGUAGAAAUAUGCCAAAUUGCUGGGAACAGUAAUCAACUAAUUAUGCUAUUGCUUCAGCUUGCAGAACUUGUUCUUAAUAUCCUCCUUAUUCAUUUGCAGGAUAACAAAACUGGUGCUAAUGAAGAUCUGUCCUUGUUGUGCGGGAGAUUACUGCCAAUAUUAGAGAGGCUGGAACAAUUAAGGGAGGACAAAAUGGGACAUGGGUUGAAUCUGUUGCACAGAGCGGUGGCUGUGCUGAAAGAAGUGUCAAUCAGGAAUAUGGCACCUUAGAUAAAACAUAAAAGCUUUUUUGUGUGAUGCCUUAAAUUGACGCGCCAGAAGUUACAAGAAGAAACAUUGUAUAUGUAUUUCUCUAUAUGACCCAUUGUGUCCUAGUUGGAAUAUUUUGGACAUUUGUCCCGGUAGCUUACAAUGCGCAAGCAGUGAUUAAUUUAAAAAUUUUGACUUAAUUCGAUUUAUCCUAUAUAAUUCAGUUCUUCAGUA
Molecule: messenger RNA, 6175 nt
Organism: Dioscorea cayenensis subsp. rotundata (Guinea yam)
Lineage: Eukaryota; Viridiplantae; Streptophyta; Magnoliopsida; Dioscoreales; Dioscoreaceae
Product: nuclear pore complex protein NUP205
Exons: 45
Coding region: 368-5962 (1864 amino acids)
Cellular component (GO): nuclear pore
Source: RefSeq, a predicted model, not a curated record